Messenger RNA from Drosophila takahashii, 3586 nucleotides. RefSeq lists its product as uncharacterized. Gene Ontology annotation, cellular component: cytoplasm. Gene Ontology annotation, molecular function: guanyl-nucleotide exchange factor activity. The record is from RefSeq and is a predicted model, not a curated record. NCBI's taxonomy places the organism in Eukaryota, Metazoa, Arthropoda, Insecta, Diptera, Drosophilidae.
CUGACCGCAAGUGCCGGUCAGCAAAGCCACGGAAGCAAACCGCCUCGGGAAUUGGGAGCACGCAACUCCAAAUGGCUUUGUUGUGUAUAUAAAUAUAUAUACAUAUGUGCGCCUAGGGGCCCCCCAUAAAAAAAAAAAACAUUUGAAAUGCAACCGGCGAAAAAUAUGCAAGGCACACUAAUACUAAAAUCAAUAUUGAAAAUCCAACCAAAAAAAAACCCAGUAUAAAGUUUUAAACGUAUAACAAAAGACACAAUAAUGGAUAUACCUGCUAGUGGAGCCAUAUUCACCCUGGGCAAAUCGCAUCUGGCGGAGAAUACCCAAAGCUAUUUCUACAUCAAGAACGAUCCUGUGAAGCGCCUGAUUUCCGGUCCCAACCAGAGCGCAGUCAUUUGUGAAUCUGGGCGGCUAUUUGUUUGGGGCGAGAACCACUACGGGCAGCUCGGGAUUGGCGGCCAUGGAGGAGCCUCCGGCAAGAAGGGAGGCGCCGCCCAGGGGGACAUUGUGACCAAGCCCACCUGCGUGAAGGCCUUGAAAACGCUGGGAUUAAAGAUUUGCGACGCCGCCUUUGGCAAUCACUGGGCCGUGAUGCUGACACAUUCGAACGAGAUCUUUUUCACCGGUCGGAACAUCUUUCCCGAUGAUACCCAUGUGGCGCAGCACUUUACCACCGCCCAAGUGGAGCAGCAGCAGUGCGCCAUUAUCCGGAAACCCUUUCGGCUGGAGGAGUUCGACGAUUACCUGUCCAAGAGCGAGGAGACGGACAACUUCAUGGCCAUCCAGGCGGGAAAUGAGCACUUUGCCGUGCUGACCGCUACUGGUCGGCUGAUUGGCUGCGGUUCGAAUGUUCAACAGCAGCUGGGCGAACUGGAGGCGGACUACGAUGGUCAUCCGGUGGAGAUUCGCCUGGACGCACCGGUGCAGCAGUUCGCCUGCGGGCCCGAGUCCACGCUGGUGCUGACCGCCAGCGGGAACCUCUUCCUCACCGGCCACCUCAACGAGUUCGUCUUUCCGCGCUUCACCGAGCUGCAGAAGAACCUGCCGCCCACGGAGGCCAUCAUCUUCAUGCACAUCUCGAAGACCAGCGAAGUGUAUAUCGUAACGAAUGCGGGCAGCAUCUACCGCAGCUUCGAGUCGGUGCGAAACAAGAGCCUGGUCUUCCAGCGCUUCUACGACUACGACAGCGAGGAGAACGGACCGAUCUGGAAGCUCCUCAAGGGCUUCUCCUUCUACGUGGUGCUCAGCAAGGCGAACAAGUUCUUCACCACUUUUUCGGAGAGCGGCCAUCAUCUGAAGACCUUCCGCGAGAUCUCCAAGUUUAAGAACCUGCGGCUGCUGGACAUCGCGGUGGGGGAUCAGCACGUCCUGGUGCAGGGUAUUCCGCGCUCCUCGAUGUCCUCAGCUUCGGUGAGUGGCCAUUUGAGCCGCAGUUUUGCGCUGCAACCGCAGGAUGCGAAUGGAAACGGCGAGCAGGUGAGCAGGAGUCACAGCGGAGGACAUAGAGGACUCACCAAACAGGAAGGCAUGGAGGAGCCAGAGGAGCGAUCCAUGGCAGCUAAUGUGGGAGGAAUGGUAGCUGCCGCAGGCGCAGGAACAGCAGCGGCCAUGGAGGCAGUGAAGCAUUUAAUCAAUGGUGAGAAACCGGAGGAGAAUGAUGAAGUCAAGGACAUAAAUGCAAAUACCGAAAAAGAACCUUUAGAAGUAAAUGGCAAUGAAGAAAACAGUUCAGCGAAGGAGGAACCGCAUCAAAUGGAAGAUCAAGAGACAAAAACUCCUAAAGAUAAAAAUCAACACAUGGAAGACCACCCAGAAAUUAAAGAUAAUCCAAAUACAGCUCCUCCAAGUGAAGCAAUGAAAAUCAAAGAGGAGUACAAAGAGAUGGAGCCCACGGCGCCUAUAGAAUCUCCAAUAAAACCUGAGGAAUCAAAAGAAUCCUCAGCAAAACCAAUGGAAUCCCCAGUGAAACCCCCUGAUUUACCAGUAAAGACCAAAGAAUCUCCCAUUAAAUCAAUGGAGUCCCCUAAAAAACCCAUGGAAUCAAUGCAGAAGCUACCCACACCACCUACACACACACCUACGCCUCCCAAAUCCCCCACAGAAUCCAUGCACUCUAUGCAAUCACUCAAUCCGGAACAUCAAAUCCCAGGCAGCCAGGAGAAGCUCCUGCGACCACGAACUCCUUACCCAGAGAGCAGUGAUUCCAGCACACCGCAAACGAUCAAGAAGACACCCAUACGAAACUUCUCCUACGAGGCGGCCAUGGAUCACGAUCAUCUGGAGAGGACCUCGCCGCUCGAAUUGGUGUCCAGCCUGGAGACGGUGGAGGAGAUGCCGCCGCCGGCCACCAUCCAAGUGAGCACGCCCACGCCGCCCACCGAGGAGGAUGAGCAGCUGGCCGUGGAGAUCACGACGACGAACGACUCGAAGGACAGCAGCAAGGUGAUCAACGAAAUACGCUUCAUCAACAACGGCGUCGAUGUGACGGCCAAGGUGGAGGAGCAGAUGCCCGAUACGCCGCUGGAGAGCUCGGUGGAGGAACUGGAGUCGGAUGGCGAGCAAAUGCUAGACAAGAUCGUAACAAAUACCGAAGAGGCAGCUAUGGAAUCCAUGGACAGCACGCGCAACUCCCUUCAGACGGCGGUGAGAAAUGCGGCAAAUGGAGCCCGCGACGCCAUGGAGGCAGCCGGCGAGCGAAUGGCCACCGGAGCUCGCGGAGCAGUGGAUGCCGUUGGCGGGGCAGUGGGCGCAGCGGGAAAAGGCGCCCAGCGAAUGGCCAGCGAUGCAAUGCACGCCGUGGAGCAGGCGGGCAGCAAUGCGGUGAAAGCGGCCGCGGACACCAAGGAUUCCAUGGGCAGGGCCAUGGACUCGGUGACCAGCAAGAUCUCCAGCGAAGUGCAGGGCGCCAAGGAGAAUAUCUCAUCGUUAUUUCAGAUAAAAGCGGCCAGGGAGUCGGAUCCGCAGACCACGCCCGUUUCCACGCCGCGCGGCGAAGAUGACUUGUCCUCGAAGGAGGGGGCACCCAAGACGACCACCACCUUGGGGUCCAACGAGGAGGAGGAUGAGCGGACAACGGCCUCGGUGAACUCCUACCACAAUUCCAAUGGCAAUGGGAAUAUCUUCGAGCCCAGCAAUCCGUUCGAGGAUCCGCUGGACGCAGUGGUGGAGCGCAGCAAGAAGGCCAUGCAGGAAGACAUCCGGGCCAUGCAAAUGAGGGCCAAUUCCCAUGUCCAGGCGGUGGCAGAGCAAAGCGAGGAGGAGGCCAAGGGAUUCAUGCAGCAGGUGAUCGACAGGCUCUCGUGCCGCAACGAAAAGGCGAUCAGGAUUGAAGAUGAAGUGCGUCCGCCGGCUGGGAUUCCCAGCAAGAACACAAACAAGGUGAACAGCGAGCUGAGCUUAACCAAUGGACAGGCACAUGGCGAGCAGCAGCAGCAGCAGGCGUCGCGGGUCUGCACGAUUUUAUAAAACUUGCACCAGCGCCAGCACUUUUCUAAGCAAUUGCAUUUGGUCUUGAAGUACAAUUUAAUGAAAAUAAAGCAAACAAAAUUGCCAUAAAAAAAAGUUCUGCUCCGGGCGGUGUGACCGUACU